Hevea brasiliensis (rubber tree) is the source of this 3021-nucleotide messenger RNA. RefSeq lists its product as uncharacterized. Lineage: Eukaryota; Viridiplantae; Streptophyta; Magnoliopsida; Malpighiales; Euphorbiaceae. Bases 1 to 3021 code for a protein of 1006 amino acids. The record is from RefSeq and is a predicted model, not a curated record. The transcript has 3 exons.
AUGGCUGACACUAGUGACCAGGAGCAAGUAGGCGGCACCUCUGUGGUAGAUGAACCAGUGGCGAGGGGGAGGAGAAAAGGGCAGGCCAAGUCUAAGGAGCCAUCUCGUGUGAGGGAAGAGGUAGGUGACUUUGAGACUAGGCUGUCCAAAAUAGAGCACCACUUAGCUAACGAGGAGUCGAGGGUUAACGGGUUGGAGAACCGAGUGGGGGAGCUUGCUGAUGAGUUGGAUGAGACUCGAGGAGAAAUGCAGGCUGCUCUCAACAUGACUCUAGAUAAGUUGGCUACCGAAAGUGAGGUUCUGAGAGUGUCCCAAGCCGAAGAGGUUUCUGCCUUAAAGGAGGAAAAUCGUGCGCUAAAGGAGGAGAUGGAGAAGAUGAAAGAUGACCUUGUGAUGCUGAAGAGGGUUGUGAACCAAGGGAGUGGGACUGAUCCUCACGUCUCUCAUGCAGUCCAUACAGCCAGGUUGGACGUGCCAAAGCCUAGCGCUUUUAAGGGUGCCCGAAGUGCCCGAGAAAUUGAUAACUUUUUGUGGACACUGGACCAUUAUUUCCGAGCAUUGGGAGUAGAUGAUGAUGCAAGAAAAAUUGAUAAUGCUCCCUUGGAGCUGAAGAAACAGUUCUACCCGGAAAAUGCAGCUACUGAGGCUAGGGCAAGGUUGAGGCGCCUUACGCAGAAGGGGACCAUUAGAGAGUAUGUGAAAGACUUCACCGAAGUGUUGCUUGAAAUCCUUGACUACUCGGAUUUAGAGGCUUUGUUUGCUUUCAAAGAUGGGCUACAACCUUGGCGGUUAGACAAGUCCAAGGGGAAGGACAACAAGAGCAGUGGGGACAAAAGCGAAAGCAAGGAGAGAAGCGGCAAGGAAGCUCCAAAGGAUGGGAACGGGAAAAAGGGAUGGCAAGGGAAGAAGGACACGCGGGAAGGUAAGUCUAAAGGCUGGAAUAAACCGGCCAAGCCUGGUGAACGUGGUCCCUUGAAGUGUUUCCUGUGUGAGGGACCGCACAAAAUGGCAAACUGCCUGAAGAGUGGAGGCCUCACUGCACUGACCGAGAGCAAGAGUGAUGCUACCCCACGUGAGGAAGGAUCAAGCAUGGGUUCAUUGCAGUUAGCGGCAGUUGUGAAAGGCAAGCAGGUUGAGAGUGGAGUUGGCACUAAGGGAAGGCUGUUUGCACAACUGAGAAUUGGGCAGAAUGAGGAUCAAGCCUUGGUUGACACUGGGGCAUCGGACAAAUUUCUGAGGUUAGAGGAAGCGCAGAAAAUGGGUAUCACAUUCAGUGGGAAAGCUGGUUGGUUGAAAGCCGUAAAUUCAAAGCCAACACCAACGCAUGGAGUGGCUGCCAAUGUGGGAGUGAAGAUUGGCGAAUGGACUGUGUUCAUUGACUUCUCAGUAGUGUCCAUGGACGACUACUCAUGCGUGUUGGGGAUGGACUUCAUGGAUAGGGUGAAAGCAAUCCCUAUCCCCUUUGCUAACAGUUUGUGCAUUGUGGAAGAAAAGGGUGAAUGUACUGUUCCAUUGAAGAGAGGAAAAUCUGGUGGGAGUACUUUGUCCGCACUGCAGUUGGCCAAGGGAGUGCGCAAGUUGGACCCAACGUUUCUGGUGGCCUUGCAAGCCGAAACCAGUGAACAAUCAGUUAUUGUGCCGCAUGAAGUUCAGUGUGUGUUGGCCGAAUUUUCUGACGUGAUGCCUAAGGAGUUGCCGAGAGAAUUACCACCCAAAAGAGAUGUAGACCACUCUAUUGAGCUGCUGCCUGGAGCUAAACCACCCAGUGGAGUCCCUUACCGCAUGGCUCCUCUUGAACUAGAGGAAUUAAAAUGGCAGUUGAAGGAAUUUUUGGAGGCAAGGUUUAUUCAGCCGUCCAAGACUCCCUAUGGCGCACCAGUGUUGUUUCAGCGGAAGAAAGAUGGAAGUCUCCGAAUGUGUAUCGACUACAGAGCUUUGAACAAAGUUACCGUGAAAAAUAAAUACCCUAUCCCACAUAUUAGUGAUUUAUUUGAUCGGUUGGGGGCUGCUCGAUGGUUUUCGAAGUUGGACCUAAGGUCGGGGUACUACCAAGUCAGAAUUGCCAAGGGUGAUGAACCAAAGAUGGCUUGUGUGACUCGGUAUGGUGCAUAUGAAUUUCGGAUAAUGCCGUUUGGCCUCACCAAUGCCCCCGCUACCUUCUGCACCUUGAUGAAUCAGGUAUACCAUCAGUUUUUCGAUCAUUUUGUUGUGGUUUAUUUGGACGAUAUAGUGGUGUAUAGCCGGACACUUGACGAACACUUGAAUCACUUGAGAUUGGUCUUUCAAGAAUUGCGGAAGCACCAUUUAUUUGUGAAGAAAGAGAAAUGUGAAUUUGCACAGGAAGAGGUGGCAUUUCGAGGUCAUGUAGUCGGGCAUGGACAGAUUAAAAUGGAUGGGGCUAAGGUGAGGGCCAUUGAGGAAUGGGAGCCACCUAAGCGUGUGCCUGAAUUGCGGUCAUUUUUGGGCUUGGCCAAUUAUUAUCGGAGAUUUAUUCCGGGAUACUCUCAUGUUGCCGCACCGCUCACUGAUUUGUUGAGGAAAGACGGACCGUGGAAGUGGGAUGAGAGGGUCCAGGAGUCUUUUGACAAGCUGAAGCAAGCACUGAAAGGGGAACCAGUUUUGAGACUGCCUAAUUUUACCGCACCGUUUGAGGUUCAUACUGAUGCUUCGGAUUAUGCUAUCGGGGGUGUGAUCAUGCAAGACCGACAUCCAAUAGCUGAUGAGAGCAGGGAAUUGAAUGACACUGAACGGAGAUACACUGUCCAGGAGAAAGAGAUGACGGCCGUAGUCCAUUGUUUGAGGACUUGGCGUCACUAUCUAUUGGGGAGCUGCUUCGUAGUGAAGACGGACAAUGUGGCAACAAGCUAUUUUCUCACUCAGAAAAAAUUGUCUCCCAAGCAAGCGAGAUGGCAGGCAUUCCUUGGAGAAUUUGACUUUGUGAUGGAGUAUAAACCGGGGAAGGCAAACCUUGUGGCCGAUGCACUUAGCCAAAAAGUGGAGCUGGCAGCAGUCACCACGUAG